AUGUCAGUCCGAGUGUUAAUCGUGUUUGCCACCAUCACUCUCGCUGGGGUAAUAUUGGUGGUUGCCGAACAGGAGCUUGCAGAACUGCCGGAGGUGAAAGGCUACAAGCUGCACUGCAUCGAAGCGAGUGGCAUUACGGAGGCGUCGGCGAAGAAAGUGUCCGCCGGGGAAACCAUCAAAGACCCGGAUCAGUCCACCAAGUGUUUCGUGCAGUGCUUCUUCCAAAAGUUGCGCCUGGUCGAUGAAAACGGGGUCGUGCUUAAGGACAAGCUGGAAGCGUUCCUCACGCGCCUAAUGGAUGCGGACAAGGCAAAGGAUUACGUCAAGCAGUGCGACAUUCGACGGACGAAUCCGUGCGACACUGCGUACGCCGUUUAUGAUUGCUAUUUGGGCAAGAAAGCCAAACUGUUUUAGAUGAACGAACAUUUUCC
Molecule: messenger RNA, 431 nt
Organism: Anopheles coustani
Lineage: Eukaryota; Metazoa; Arthropoda; Insecta; Diptera; Culicidae
Product: general odorant-binding protein 83a-like
Exons: 3
Coding region: 1-414 (137 amino acids)
Biological process (GO): sensory perception of smell
Molecular function (GO): odorant binding
Source: RefSeq, a predicted model, not a curated record